Molecule: messenger RNA, 703 nt
Organism: Cyprinus carpio (common carp)
Lineage: Eukaryota; Metazoa; Chordata; Actinopteri; Cypriniformes; Cyprinidae
Source: RefSeq, a predicted model, not a curated record
CGCGCGCAGUUACUUGAACGCGAUCUCGACACGCGUUCUUCUUUCAGACGUACACGUCGUUGUGGUUUCUCAAAUCAAAACAAACACCAAACAUUUUGACGGACUGUCCACAAACAGCGGAGAAUGGGGUCAUUCCUUGCUUUUCCACUGGCGAAACCGCCUGAGAUAUUCGAUCUUCCCGAUUCUGCGCUUAUAGAGGCUGAUAAAGAAGAUGUUUAUGCGGAAUGUCAUGCAAUCAAUGUGAAGUUCUGCGAAACCAUGCAUCGGCAGAAUAUGCGCUCCAAAAAGGAAGUGGCCAUGUUUUAUGAAUAUAGACGUCACUGGAGUGAAGUGGUUAAAAAGUUGCAGGAGAAAUACCCCCAGUGGACAUCUGAAGACAUUUUAAACCUUAGAUAUCAGUUUGAGGUUUUUGUCAGAGAUCAAGGCUAUCUUCUUCACUUUGCUACCUUCAAUGAGAUGCUUGACGUCUUUCAAGAUGCCACUUCUCUUGAGCAGCGCAGAGCGAUGUUUGACAGUGUAGACACUUGUCAGUACAACGCCAUCAACUUUGAGGAGUAUCUUCAGCUCAUGAACAAUAUUAACAUUGGGACACCUGUACCCAGGCCUCCCGGAAUUGAGGACGACAGAGAUGAGAUUAUGAAUUUAGUCUCAGAUUUAUCAGAAGCUCACACCUUUUCACAGAUAUGCUAUGGUUUGUUCUAAA